Molecule: messenger RNA, 873 nt
Organism: Sinocyclocheilus rhinocerous
Lineage: Eukaryota; Metazoa; Chordata; Actinopteri; Cypriniformes; Cyprinidae
Exons: 4
Coding region: 1-873 (290 amino acids)
Source: RefSeq, a predicted model, not a curated record
AUGUCACUCCUCCGCGGUGUGAUGAGGCUGAGGCCUCAGGUACGAUCUCGUGUCCCUCCUUGGGACCUCGCUGUGGUAAGGCACCAAAUAACCGAUCAGCCCCGCCACGAGCACGGCACGGAUUCACCCGCACCUGGACACGACAGAGAGGACCUCAACGAGCUAGAGCACCCCCACCCUCCGGGGCCUUACACCAAGCUUUCCUUGUUGCGUGAUCCUUCCACCCCGCCACACUGGCGGCCGCUCCUCCCCGACAUCGAUGAAAUCCUCCAGCGGCUUACGGAGGUCAGCAUCCGCCAGCAACAAAUUACGGAACAUCUUGCUGCCCGACAGGGUCAGACCGAGCAGGAGCUCGACGCACUGCGCACGGCCACAGCACGACGCGUUCUGUUACCCGACCCCUGGUAUAACCGUGGUCAUUUACGAACUACAUGGAGAAGAAACAACUGGGUUUUUGGAAUACUGGAAAUGAAGGGCCAUAGACGUCUGCCCAUUUUGAAGAUUGUCAAAAACCGCUCAAGACAAACUCUCAUACCCAUUAUCAGAAGGCACGUGAGAAGAGGAUCCACCGUUUUCAGUGACUGUUGGAGAGCAUAUGUUCAGGCUCUUCCUAGACAUGGAUACAGGCAUUUUACUGUCAACCAUUCAGAAAUCUUUGUUGAUCCAGUCACUGGUUGCCAUACACAGCACAUCGAGCAUGCAUGGCAAAGCAUAAAGUCACAGGUUAACAAGCACAGAGGCAACAAAAGCACUCCGCUCUUGAAAGAGCAUUUGAAAUGUAUUCAGUUGUAUCAUUGGUUAGGCAAACUAAACAGACAAGGAGUAAUUGCUCAGCUCUUUCAUGACAUAAGAAAGGAUUUCGAAAUCCAUUAA